Molecule: messenger RNA, 2609 nt
Organism: Homo sapiens (human)
Lineage: Eukaryota; Metazoa; Chordata; Mammalia; Primates; Hominidae
Gene: ARHGEF35
Product: Rho guanine nucleotide exchange factor 35
Exons: 2
Coding region: 309-1763 (484 amino acids)
Source: RefSeq, marked validated
UGCGCCCGGGCUCCCCUCUCCGCCGGCCCGGCACUUCCCAGCUCUGACGCGGGAGCUUCUUUCACACCAAUGGGGCUCGCGCGCGGAGGGGCCCUGCCCCUCCUCCGGGAAGGUGUGUCCCUGUUUCCUCACCUGAAACUUCCUAGGAGAACCCGAUCCCUCCCUCCCGUCGGGCGGCCAGGGGCGGGCCGCGGGUGGGGCGGCCGGGCCUGCGCUGGGGACGGCUCUGGGGACUGCGGCCGGCGCCGGGACCUGGAGGGGACGCUGGGGCCGAAGCAGCAUGUGACACCGACCAGGAUUCAGCCCUGAUGGAGGCUGAGGAGGCCCAGCAUGGAGCCUCUCCUCCCAUCUCUGCCAUAGAGGAAUUCAGCAUUAUCCCUGAGGCUCCCAUGAGGAGCAGCCAGGUCUCUGCCUUGGGGCUUGAAGCUCAAGAAGAUGAGGACCCAUCCUAUAAGUGGAGAGAGGAACACAGACUCUCAGCAACUCAGCAGAGUGAGUUAAGGGAUGUGUGUGACUAUGCGAUUGAGACGAUGCCCUCUUUUCCCAAGGAAGGUUCUGCAGAUGUGGAGCCCAAUCAGGAAAGCCUUGUGGCUGAGGCCUGUGACACUCCGGAACACUGGGAGGCAGUACCCCAGAGCCUAGCAGGCCGACAAGCAAGGACUCUAGCUCCCCCAGAGCUCUGGGCCUGCCCCAUUCAGAGUGAGCAUCUAGACAUGGCCCCAUUUUCCAGUGACCUGGGAAGCGAAGAAGAGGAGGUGGAAUUUUGGCCAGGACUUACUUCUUUGACAUUGGGAUCUGGACAGGCAGAAGAAGAAGAGGAAACCUCUUCAGAUAACUCUGGUCAGACCAGAUAUUAUUCUCCCUGCGAAGAGCAUCCUGCAGAGACCAACCAGAAUGAAGGCGCUGAAAGUGGGACUAUCAGGCAGGGGGAAGAGCUGCCAUCUGAGGAGCUGCAGGAAAGUCAAGGGCUCUUGCAUCCCCAGGAGGUCCAAGUUCUGGAGGAGCAGGGACAGCAGGAAGCAGGAUUUCGGGGGGAAGGAACUCUGAGGGAGGAUGUUUGUGCCGAUGGGCUAUUAGGGGAGGAACAGAUGAUAGAGCAGGUUAAUGAUGAAAAGGGAGAACAGAAGCAAAAACAGGAACAGGUACAAGAUGUGAUGCUUGGGAGACAAGGAGAAAGAAUGGGGCUCACUGGGGAGCCAGAGGGUCUGAAUGACGGUGAGUGGGAGCAGGAGGAUAUGGAGAGGAAGGCUCAGGGUCAGGGAGGUCCAGAACAGGGAGAAGAGAGGAAGAGGGAGCUGCAGGUGCCAGAAGAGAACAGGGCGGACUCUCAGGACGAAAAGAGUCAAACCUUUUUGGGAAAAUCAGAGGAAGUAACUGGAAAGCAAGAAGAUCAUGGUAUAAAGGAGAAAGGGGUCCCAGUCAGCGGGCAGGAGGCGAAAGAGCCAGAGAGUUGGGAUGGGGGCAGGCUGGGGGCAGUGGGAAGAGCGAGGAGCAGGGAAGAGGAGAAUGAGCAUCAUGGGCCUUCAAUGCCCGCUCUGAUAGCCCCUGAGGACUCUCCUCACUGUGACCUGUUUCCAGGUGCCUCAUAUCUCGUGACUCAGAUUCCCGGGACUCAGACAGAGUCCAGGGCUGAGGAACUGUCCCCCGCAGCUCUGUCUCCCUUGCUAGAGCCCAUCAGAUGCUCUCACCAGCCCAUUUCUCUACUGGGCUCCUUUUUGACUGAGGAGUCACCUGACAAGGAAAAACUUCUAUCAGUACUUUGAUAUGUCACAGUUUCAUGUUUAUCCAGUUCAAUGUAUUUUUAAAUUUUUCCUUGAGACUUCUUUGACUGAUAGAUUAUUGUGAAGUGUGUUUUUAAAUUUCCAAAUGUUUAGGGAUUUUCAUAUCUUUCUUAUGCUGAUUUCCAAUUGGAUUCCCUACAAUGAUUUCUGGUUUUCAUCUGCUCUGGAUGAUUACUAUCUCUUUUAAAUUUGUUGUGGCGAGUUUUAGGGCCUAGGACAGCUCUAUCUUGCCAUGUGUUUCGUCAGCACUCAAAAAAAAUAUGUGUAUUCUGCUGUUACUGUGUGGAAUAUUCUGUAAAUGCCAAAUAGAUUCUUUUGGUUAAUGGCAUUUUGAGUUGUUUUAUAUUCUUGUUGAUUUUCUUUUUUUUCCUCUUUUUAAAAACAUGAAAUGCUUCACAAAAUUUUGUGUAAUCUAUAUUCAAGAACCAUUUUAAUCUUGUUGGCAUCAUUCUGAUUUUAGAAAGUGCUGCCAAAGCCAACACUCCUUGCUGAUUUUCUGUCUAGUUCUAUCAAUUAUUGAAAAAGGCAUGAGGAAAUUUCUAACUAUAAUUGUGGAUUCAUCUAUAUCUCCUUUCAGUUUUCUUUUUUUAAAAAAAAUCAAUGAAAAUUUAUUAAAUUAAGCAUAAAGUUACUUUCACAUUUAUCUACAACCACAGUGAAUACAGUUCUUGGCAUGAAGACACCACAACCUUUAGAAUUUAAAGCCUCCUCACCUGCAAGAUUACAUAUAUAAAACUCCCACUAUUGUUUCUCUAAGAGUGGAUUAGUUCACCAAGUUAAAAGUUAUAUGAUCUAGAAUAUAAUAAAAUGGAAAUGAUUUACUCAUAA